UGAAAGGAUGUGGACGGAGAGAAUAUAGAUCGAUUUAUGUAUGAUCAAUAUUACAAGGUCUUACAAGGACAAGCACUUGUUGCGACGACUAAAAUUAUUAAAAACAAGUGCUACUAAGUGUUAGAUUUAUUUUCGCUAAUCUUGCGCAUUUAGAUUUUAUCACGCAAGUUUCACUGUAUCUGUUUGUAAGUUGUCAUCGACGAAUCCAGAACAGAUAGAAGAAGUCAGUCAGUGGGGGAUCAAAGAGUACUUGACACAAGUCAAUUAUUUGAUAGUUCUGUCAUUAAAUUCGUAUGCUUGAUGUUAUUUUUUUAAGGUGCGUGUGUUUGUAGGUAAUUGUGAUUUCGAAAAGUGGUACUUCUUACAUAAUUUGCUAAGAGCGGCAUACGCCUGAUGAAAGUAGAUCCACCGAUCAUCUGAUUGACCAUUUUGAAAGCAACAACCUAUUCACUGACUGUCAAUCCAUUCGCAGAACAGUGAUCUCGACUAAAUAAACAUGAGUAAGGAAGAGUCUGGUUUAGCUCAUAUCGAUGUGGAAAAAGGACUUUCUCCUAUCGAUCUAGUCGAAGAAUGGAUGAAAGAAUACCAGGAGUACUCACAUACAAAUAAGGUACUGCUGAACCUUGCUACAGCUUCUAGGGAAGGUGAGGUUUCAAACCGAAACGUUGUUCUGCGUGAACUAAGCGACGAUGGUUUCACAUUUUUGACAGUGAAAAAUGGCAAAAAGGUCCAACAUAUGACGGAAAAUCCAAAUGUGUCCGCGUGUAUUUACUUCAGCUAUAUCAAAGACGGAAAGCACGUUGAGAGACAGGUGCGAGUUGAAGGGGUUGCAGAAAAACUGAACAAAGAAAAGUGCAAGGACUACUAUGAAAGAGAACCGGUUUAUGCCAAAAUACGGAGCAUAAUUUGUGAUCAAGGUGAAAAGAUAGAAUGGGACGAUUUAAAGAAGAAACAUGACGAAAUACUACGGAAAUACAAAGAAGGAGCAGUUGGACUAGAAAUGCCCGAGCAUGUGGUUGCCUACUUAAUUCGCCCACAAAAAUUGGAUCUGUACUACGCUUAUGACAACUUCAUCGCUGACAGAAUCGUAUUUUUCAAAGACAAAAAUGCGGAAUGGAAACUCGAAAGAGUAGCAACAUAACACCUCAAUUCUUCAGUAAUACCUAACAUGUAACUUCUAUCCCCUUAUACACAAAAUUGUUGAAUUGAAAUAUAAUCUUUUUUACUCUUUUA
Acanthoscelides obtectus is the source of this 1233-nucleotide messenger RNA. Lineage: Eukaryota; Metazoa; Arthropoda; Insecta; Coleoptera; Chrysomelidae. The record is from the annotation of a GenBank genome assembly.